AUGGUUCUUUUUUCGGUCUUCCUGUCGGUAUUUGCGACGGGCGCCGCUGCAAGCAAAUGUCGUCCCUCGUCUAACCCCCCUGUCUCAAACACCUUGACGUCGUCUUCAGAUGAUACGACCUGGAGUACUCACCUUCUCGAGACAACGACAUCCGAGAUAACGUCGAGCGAGCUCCCAAGUACAACCCAAGGACCGCUUGUCGUAGACAAUCUUAUCGUCAAUGGAAACCUUGGAACUCCGGGCCAGGACUCUAGCGACAUAUACGGCUUCCAACAUGGACUCCGGGCUCGUGCACUCUCCCAAGGUGGCUACACCGGUAGUAAUACAGGGGAAACACAAUGUGUGGAACUGAGUAUUCUCCCUGAGGGUCGUAACCCAAAGAGAAAGCGACAAGCCGAUACGGAUCGUUCGACUAGCAUCUGGCAACACAUCGUUAUUCCUCAUGCCCGGCCUGUCUUUCGACUCUUCUAUAAGGUCUUGCAGGUGGACGAUGGAAAUGACUGCAAAGUCAAUGUGUACUAUGGUGAUCAGUUGUUUCUCAGAUCUGAUUCCUUCCAAGGACUGGCUGAUUGGCGCGCUAUUUCUGGUAUGCCUACAUUGACGACACUCAGUUCCGACCUCAGGGUUGAGUUGAGAUGUGUCAACGCUGCAAACAGCCCGGCCCAGAUUCUUGUCGAUCAGAUGUUCAUGUCGGGUGCCAUUGGCCUUGGUGAUCUUGAUAGAGUCAAGAUAGACUGGAAGGCUGCGACUCUGGUGCAGCCGACGAUGAGCAGCACUAUUUCUGACGGAUCAACCCAAGCGGAGCCUAGUACAACCGAGACGCAAUCGGCUUCCGAGACUGCAUUCUCCAGCCAGGCCGCUACCUCGGAUCCAGCUACCUCUACCGAGACGAAGACAAGCACCGACGCUUCCGAGUCCAGCGCCUCUAAGGCAUCAUCGAUGGUAGACUCCGAAUUGGCCACAUCGAUACCUACUUCUGCAUCUGAAGCUUCUACCUCCAAAGUGUCCGAGUCAACCAGCUCGGAGACUACAACUCCAACCUCUCUGCUGAUGUCUGGAUCAUCUACCGUUUCAGAAUCGUCUUUGUCAUCCGACUCAAACACGUCUACGUCUCCGGAGGCGACUACAUCUGCAGCACCAGAGUUGACUUCGACUUCUUUGACACGAUCAGAGUCAACUACAUCUAUCUCCAUGUCUACAGCGCUCGAGUCCACAUCUUCAGCAUACGAGUCAACUACUGCCAAUCCCUACUCGUCAACAGAAUCUUCAUCUAUUACGAGCUGGACUCUUACUGUAUCCGCCACUGUCUCGCCUACAUCGACCACGUCAUCCACCACAAAGGGCCCAGGUCCUCUUCCAACCUCGAUCAAUGAUCUGUCCCCCGCAGCCAAGGAAAUCUUCGACUUCCUCAUGGAUAAAAUCACACCCGAAGAUAGAAACCUUCAUCUUCCGGCACCAGCUCAAUCCGACGCUGACAAGGUGCUGCACCCCAGUAAAUUCGACCCCAGUGAUACCGCAGGUCAAAAAGCUCUCGCUGGCCAACUAUUGGACAUGGGUCUCGAUCCCGUCGACGAUUUUGUUAAAUCAGCUGAAGGCAAAAUUCCCAGCAACGAUCCAGAAGAAGACGGCGGUGUGUGCCCCAAUCCGAACACCAGCCAGAAACGAAGUCUCCCGCCUGUUCUUCGUCGUCGCGAGACACUCAGUAGCCGAAGACUCAACACCCGCUUUGCGCAAGCUGCUCGUAGGCUAGACAACUAUCUUGCUAAGCGUGAUGGCUGGGACUACGCUUGCAACGAGAUGCUUGGGGAAUUCAUGGGCGUGCUUGGUGACGUCGGAACUGCCCAUGAACUGGUCUGCUCUGGCAAGGAUAUGUGGGACACCAGAGAUGCUUUUGUAUGCAUGUUUGGUGGCUGCGGCCCAACUGUCAAGUAUGAGGAGUGGACUUAUACCUGGAACUACGAGUGGGUUGUGGACUUCCCGACUAUCUCGGAAUGGUUUGUCCAGCCUGGUGAUGGCAGCUCUCUGAGGUGUCUUGACUGCAGUAUGAAACUGACCAGUCUUAAAUUCACUGGUACUAUUGUUGUCUGGCUGAUUGAUGGCAAGGUCGAAAUCAAGUCGGCAGAUCUUAGUCCCGAGGUCGUUGGCAAGGCGAGUAUGGUUGUGGCCCUCGAGGCAGUACAGGCUUGGGAGUCUCAGUGGAACUGGGUGUUCGAAGCCGCGCCGCUUGAGACAAUCGAAGAAAAGGGGGCAUAUUCAAUCAGAUCUAAAGUACUCUACGAGUUUGGCAUCAAAUGGAAGACAGCUUCUGCUGUCUCCGUUGCCAAGGCCGGUGCUUCCUUUUCACUCAACGCUCAAGCCAAUAUGGACAUCUCCAACGGGGGUGCACCAACCCUUCAGUCUAAGAAAGGUUGGGAGCCUCAAGUCACCUACACAUACCCUGUGUUCACUACCUCUGGUGGAAUUUCGCUUAUCCCCUAUAUCCGCUGGGGCGUUGAGUUCGAUAUCGAUAUCUAUAACCAAGUCAGGCUUAAGCCAGCUCUAUCAUCGCAGACACUUGUUACCAUCCAGUCGAGCUACUCAGACGAGCCCCAGGGCCAGUGUGCGGCUAACAAGCUGGCCGUGAGCACCUACAUGUCUACCAAGAGUGUGAUGAGACUCCGCAAUGGUGUCUAUGACACAUUAUACAGUGGCUCCAGUCGCGCUUUCAAUCAAUGUUUCGAGGCACCUGAUAUGAUACCCACGGCUGAGGAUAUCAACGAGCUGUCUGAAUUUGCCGGCGAGUUCUGUACAUCUUAUUUAGAUUACAGACCGCCUCGCACCACUUCGAUUUCGACCGCUACAUCAACGAGCGGUUUAACCACGACAACUGAAUAUGUGACCAGCUGGGUUCCACCUACAGUACAAUAUGUUUUCCUCACCACAACUGAGUAUAAAGACCAGACUGGUUGGAUUCGGUCAACUGCUAUAACACAUACCCUCCCUCAACAAACCGCAACUUUCCCUAACAUGGGACUGAAGAAGCGCGAAGCCACAGCCACGCAACAGCUUGCUGCUCGUGCAAUCUAUACACCAGGGCUGGUCGCGAACUGGGACAGCAAGAAGAUUUCAUUCGCGUGUAAGCAGAUUGCCACAGGGACCGAGACAGUAACGCAGCCUGUGACUACGACGAUUGGUGUUGGAGUAGCCACCGUCACAGCCACGACAACUGUUGCUAGACCCGGAGGAGACGUCAAGUUCUACACCAAUGGCCUGUAUAAGUGGAGAAAUAUUGGCAGUACGGAGUAUAGCCAAUCGUGGAAAUGGGAAACCGGAGCAUGCAGCUCGCCAUCUGCAAGGUCGGGCAAGUGCUUCAAAAUCAGAAUCAACGGCCCUAAGUGGACUGAUGGCGAGUAUCUGCGUUACAGCCAUACCGCUGUUGACUCGAUCAUGGCAAGCAACGGAGGAUUUCCCUAUCUUAACCUAGACACAUGGUACCUGACAGAAACAGGUCGUCUAGUCACCCAACACCCUUACAUCAAAGCUGGCUAUGUUGCAGCAGUCCAGAAGUCGACCAAUAUCAUCUUUGGUACUCCUGCUGGCGACCCCAUCCCAGAUGACGCUGAGGCCCUAUACUGUCAAAAGGACCCCAAUGAUGUCUGCUCCGGUGUGCUUUCGUGCAGCACAGAUACCAGAAACGGCCUUUCAUUCAGUCCAAGAAUCUGGGAGAGCUAUCGUAACUACCUCGACUCUAAAUUAUACAAUGCUUUUAGACCCCGACUUGGCGAUAGUACCCCAGGCAGUGAGAUGGCGACAUUUACUUGGGAGGGAGCUUUGUGUGCCUGUGACUAA
Messenger RNA from Fusarium sp. VM40, 3828 nucleotides. The record is from the annotation of a GenBank genome assembly. NCBI's taxonomy places the organism in Eukaryota, Fungi, Ascomycota, Sordariomycetes, Hypocreales, Nectriaceae.